Rubroshorea leprosula is the source of this 2846-nucleotide messenger RNA. The record is from the annotation of a GenBank genome assembly. Lineage: Eukaryota; Viridiplantae; Streptophyta; Magnoliopsida; Malvales; Dipterocarpaceae.
UGUCAAAUUCUCAUCUUUUCAUCAUAUUCUCUUGUUAUAGUUGUUCUGCUUUCAAUAUUCAGCAAUAAAAGUCAUUUCAGUUUCCAGUCACUAUACUUCUCAUUCUUCAAUUUGCUGUCAUUUAGUUCCUCUCUUGCUAUAUGCAUAAACACCAUUUUACACUUGAUCCAUUUUUAAUUUAUCAUUUUGGUAUCAGAGUUGUGGUUGUAGAAGGCUUUGUUUGUGCUAAUCAUUAUGGCAGGAAAAGGUGGUGUUGCUCUCUUGCCAAGAGAAGAGAAACCCGAAGGAAUGACGGAUAAGCAAUUCUUUGAGAAGGACGAGAUGGCCUUGGCAAAUUUGCAGCUGGCGCUGGACGACAAUGUUCUGUUCAAUGUAGAGACAGAGUCAACUGCAAAAGGGCUUUGGGAAAAGCUUAAGAAUAUUUAUGAAGGCAAGUCGCUGGCAAACAAGAUUUUUCUAAGGCGGCAGCUUUACAACUUGAAGAUGAAAGAUGGAGGGGGAGAAUCGUCAGCUAAAGGUAGUCAAGGGCAUUGUGGUUGUGGCAAAGGGUGUACUAGUUGGGAAUUUAUACAGAUUGGUGGGCAGUCUUUUUCUUUGUCAACAAACAGAAGCCAUAAAUUCCUUGACUUGAUUCAUGCUGAUACUUGUCAAGUACCUGCUGUUUCUAUUGGUGGGUGUUCUUACUUUGUGACAUUCAUUGAUGAUUUCUCCCGAAAGGUAUGGAUUUUCAUGCUCAAAAGGAAAUUUGAUGCUUUUGAAAAAUUCAAAAGUGAGCAUGGUAUUAAGAGACAUCUUACAGUACCAGGAACACCACAACAGAAUGGGGUUGCUGAGAGAAUGAACCAGACUCUCAUGGAGCGUGUUAGAUGCAUGAUGAGCACUGCAAAAUUGGGGAAGGAAUUUUGGGCUGAAGCUGUUAACACUGCAUGCUAUCUAAUCAACCGCUCACCCACUGUUUCUCUCAAGAUGAAAACUCUGGAGGAGGUUUGGUCUGGUAAACCUACAAAUUAUUCUUUCCUUCGAAUAUUUGGAUGUGAUGCUUAUGUUUGGGUGCCUAAGGAGAAAAGAACCAAAGUUGACAAAAUUUCAAAAAGAUGUAUUUUUCUUGGCUAUGAGACAGGCAGAACUAAAAAGGAAGAAGCAAGGAAGACUGUUAUUGAGCAAGAAGCUAGUUUUGAUGAUGCUGUACAGGAGGAAAAUAUUCAAAAUGAUCCUCAAUCUGAGUCUGAGCCUGAGUCUGAGCUUUUACAUGAAGGAACUUCAUCUGGUGAUACUGUUUCGCCUCGACCUCGAAGGGCCAUUAGACCUCCAGCGAGGUAUGAUGACUAUGUUACAUCUUUGAAGCCUCAAUCUAAUUAUGUAUGUGCUUAUCUUGCUUUGUUAGAAGAACAUGAGCCAACUUCUUUCAAAGAGGCUUGUGAGCUUAUCAAUUCUGACCAAUGGCGAGGUGCAAUGGAGGAGGAGAUGGAGUCUUUGCACAAGAACAAAACUUGGGAUCUUGUUCAGCUACCAGAAGGUCAAAAGGCAAUUGGAUGUCGCUGGAUAUACAAGUUGAAGAAGGACUCAGAAGGGAAUAUAGAAAGAUACAAAGCCAAACUUGUGAUUAAAGGGUAUGCCCAAAAACCUGGUAUUGAUUUUGAUGAAGUUUUCUCACCAGUUGUUCAUAUGACUACUAUUAGAGUUGUUUUAGCUCUUGCUGCUUCUCUUGAUCUUGAGUUAGAACAACUAGAUGUCAAGAUAGCUUUCUUGCACGAUGACAUGAUUAUUGCAGGAAAUAAUCCCACUUAUGUCUCUACAUUAAAAGCUAAACUUGCUAGGGAAUUCGAUAUGAAGGACUUGGGAGCCGUGAAUCAAAUUCUUGGGAUGAAGAAUGCUAAACCAGUGAGUACCCCCUUUCCUGUUCAUAUUAAGUUGUCUUCAGAAUACUCACCCAGCACUGAAGCAGAGAAGGCAGCAAUGUCUCGAGUACCAUACUCAUCAGCAGUAGGGAGUCUUAUGUUUGCUAUGGUCGGAACUAGGCCGGACAUUGCACAAGCAGUGGGAGCUGUUAGCAAAUACAUGGCAAAUCCUGGUCGUGUUCAUUGGGAUGCAGUGAAGUGGAUCCUUAGAUAUUUAAAGGACACUUCAAGUGUUUCAUUGUGUUAUAGGUCAAUGGAACUCGUUUGUGUUGGUUUUGUUGAUGCAGACUUUGCCGGAGAUAGAGAUAAAAGAAGAUCAACUUCUGGUAAUGUCUUUAUCAUGGCAGGUGGUGCAGUUAGUUGGGAGUCUAAAUUGCAACCGGUUGUAGCCUUAUCAACAACAGAGGUAGAGUAUAUCUCUAUCUCUCAUGCUUGCAAAGAAGCUAUUUGGUUGGAGAGGUUGCUUGCAGAAUUUAAAAUGAAGCAGGACACGUUUUCUAUGCAUUGUGACAGUCAAAGUGCUUUGUUAUUGGCUAAGAAUCCAACUUUUCACUCUUGCACAAAGCAUAUCAAUGUCCGCUAUCAUUUUGUUCGACAAUUAGUUGAAGAUGGGAAGAUACUUCUGCACAAGGUUCACACAAGUUCAAAUCCAGUAGAUAUGUUAACAAAACCAGUGGCCCGUGACAAGUUCAAUUGGUGCAAGUCUUCAAUUGGACUUGAAGAAGUUUGAUUCCUUUUUCAUUUUUCUGUUUGUUUUGUUUCAAGAAACGUGUCUUUAAGUGGGAGAUUGCUGAAGACCAAGUCAAAUAAGACUGUUAGUGGAGUCCUAAUAAAGUGGAGCUGCUGGAGCAUACCAGAUUUUUUAUCUGAUAUGAAGCCACGUUUUUAGUAGAGAGUUACAACAAACUCUGUUAUUUUGCUGUCUAUAAAUAAGGAGAAUGACCAGUU